AUGUUAAUAACAUACCAAAAAAAUAUAACAUCUAGUGCUGCACAUGGUACUCCUGAUAUGAUGGGCAAGAAAAAUGCCUACUUAAAAUUGAUGAAAGAUGCGAAUCCAGAAAUGAUUCUGGUGCAUUGUGUUAUUCAUUGGGAAAACUGGCUAUUUUAUGAAGAACAAAAUGCAGACCAUGUGAGACUUUUAAUUCACUCUGAAGUAAGAUGGCUCUUUAAAGGGAAUAGCUUGAAAAGAUUUAUGGAUCUUUUUGAUACUCUUAGUGAUUUUUUAAGCAACAAACCUGAAAUGAAGUAUCAGUUGACAGUGAAUGGUAAAGCAUCUGUGACUUAUUUAGCUGAUAUAUCUGAAAAACUAAACAUAUUAAAUAAGCAACUUCAAGGAGCAAAUAAAACUCUUGUUGAUGCAAGAGCGAAGAU
Parasteatoda tepidariorum (common house spider) is the source of this 422-nucleotide messenger RNA. The record is from RefSeq and is a predicted model, not a curated record. Lineage: Eukaryota; Metazoa; Arthropoda; Arachnida; Araneae; Theridiidae.